UGAGAACAUGUCCAGAGGAGGGCGCUGCAGCCCGCGCUGUUAAACGGCCUCUUCCGGCCUCUUGGCCCUCGCUGCCGUCUUUCCGGUUUGACCGCCAUUGCAGACAGCAGAUAUGGCUAUCCGCUACCCCAUGGCCGUGGGCCUGAACAAGGGCCACCCGGUCACCAAGAACGAGUCCGCUCCGAAGCACAGCCGCCGGCGCGGGCGUUUGACCAAACACAGCAAGUUUGUGCGGGACAUGAUCCGUGAGGUGUGUGGUUUCGCUCCCUACGAGAGGAGGGCCAUGGAGUUGCUCAAGGUGUCGAAGGACAAGAGGGCGCUCAAGUUCAUCAAGAAGAGGAUCGGAACUCACAUUCGUGCCAAGAGAAAGAGAGAGGAGCUGACCAAUGUCCUGGCCGCCAUGAGAAAAGCUGCUGCCAAGAAAGAUUAAGUUUGAAUAAAGUUCUGAAAAGAA
Boleophthalmus pectinirostris (great blue-spotted mudskipper) is the source of this 454-nucleotide messenger RNA. It is a transcript of the gene rpl36, whose product is annotated as ribosomal protein L36. The transcript has 4 exons. The coding region runs from base 113 to 430 and encodes 105 amino acids. Gene Ontology annotation, cellular component: ribosome; cytosolic large ribosomal subunit. The record is from RefSeq and is a predicted model, not a curated record. Lineage: Eukaryota; Metazoa; Chordata; Actinopteri; Gobiiformes; Gobiidae. Gene Ontology annotation, biological process: cytoplasmic translation. Gene Ontology annotation, molecular function: structural constituent of ribosome.